Blepharisma stoltei is the source of this 3463-nucleotide messenger RNA. NCBI's taxonomy places the organism in Eukaryota, Ciliophora, Heterotrichea, Heterotrichida, Blepharismidae. The record is from the annotation of a GenBank genome assembly.
AUGGUUUUUUUUUACUUUGCAGCCUUGUGAAUUGCAUUAUCGUACUCACUUGAUAUCUUGAUUAUAUACAGCACUGACAAAAACUUACAAAUAAAUUCCCUUCAAAGCAUCCUCAGCUCCAAAAUUUCCUCAGAAAACAGACUUUCUGUUACUUGAAUUGAUGAAAAAUUUUUAGAUCAGUGAAUUCAAAAAAUUGAUGAAAAAUGAUUAGUAAUUGAUCUUUCAUCAAAUUUAAAUACUCAUUUUUUAUUAUCUCAGAAGGCUGAAGAUUUAGAUUUUGUGCACUUUAUUAUUGAUGACUAUAAUGAGAGCUACCAUAAAUGGACAUAUUCCCUAUUUUUCGAAAAGGUGAACUAUUCAAAAGCAGUUGUCAAUGUCCUUAGAAAUUUUUACUGAACAUCUGGCGUUUUCUUUUUAUCUGAAGAAAAUUGAUUUUUAAAGAGCAUGAUUGAUGACCAGUUAAAAAAUUCUUUUAGCUAUCUUAUAGUGCAAAGCAGCUCGAAUGCUGAAGAAAUAAUUAAUAGAGAAGUUUUCAAUCUUGGAACAAAUUUAUAUUAUAUAUUUACCGAAGCAAAUACCGCAUGAAAAAUAGUAGAAAAUUUAAAAAAUGCAAAACUAUUGGGCCAAGGGACUUCGGUUUUAAUGAGUUAUGAAAGUAACUAUAAUUUAACACUUGAAGGGUCAUUAAUCAUUGCUCCUAAACAUCAAAUAUUUUCUAAGUCAAAAGAAGAUUAUGUUGCAAGUCAAAUAUUAUUCGUAAUACAAGAAAUUUCAACUGAUUUUAAUAAUCAAUAUGAAUUAAGGCAAGUGGCUAAAACUUUGUGCACUAAUCAUUUUUGUGAAAAUUCAUUCAGCGUGCUUAAUGUCAAAAAUGGAGACCGAGUUGUUAUUGGUGAGGCAUUUGACUCAAACUUUGAUAAUGUUACUUUUAUAGGGAAUUCGCAAUUAAUACCUAUAUCAGAAAAAAAAGUAUUAGAAAUAGGCUUAAACAGCGGGAUUCAUAAUCCUAAUGGAGUUCAAAGCUACCCUUUUAACACAAUUGAAUUCGCAGGUAGCAAUUUAGCUAUCUCUCUAAUAAAUGAAGGAGAACUAGGGAUUCUUAAAAAUUUUGCAAUUCAAGGAAACAGUUUUGAUUGUGGCAGCACAAUACUGAAUGCAACAUUCCAAUUGAAUUGUUUCAAGCAAAAUAUAAGUAAAAUUGGUCUUAUUUAUUUACCCAACAGCAUCACAGCAGUCCUACAAGGAAUUUUCACGACAUUCAAUAUAUUAAACGUCAAAGUUCCACAAAUAGCCGCUAGGAUAGGUUUUGACGAAUUUUCUUCAAUUUCUAAAUACCCAUUAUUUGUAAGAGUCAGUUAUAAUGCUGUUUAUUUAGCUUCUAUGGCUGUAAAAAUCCUUUACACGCUUGGAUGAAGAAGCUGCGCUCUCAUAUACCAAGAGGGCGCUUUUUUUGUCGAAUUCGCUAAUGCUUUUAUGGCUGAGGCAGAAAAAUAUAAAAUAAAUAUUCUUAAUGACCCUGCGUUACGAUCCUUUCCACAAGCUAUUUAUUAUGACGGACUAAAAGCAAACUAUUCACAUGUUUUUAAAGAAGCUAUAAAUUGUAACGCCAAACUUAUAGUUUAUAUAGUCUCUAUUAAUGCAGCCUCAGACAGUAUAAAAGUUUUUCAUUCUUUAGGCAUGAGAAAUGGUGAUCUAUUAUUUUGUUUUGCAAACCCAGGCACUAUUUCUUCUGUUUUCACAUCUUCUGCUAAGUAUCUUGCAGAAUCCAAAGAAAUUGCAACACCUUCAAUCGCAUUUGAGCCACCAGCAUAUACAGGAGAAGUUGGAGAAAUGGUGGCUAAUUUGCUUCAAUCAAGGUAUAAUAUUAAAAAAAGUGACAAUUUGAUUCAGCCUUGUGCAUAUUAUGAUGCUUUAGUAUUAGGAGCUUUAGCAAUUGAUUUCAUGAUAAAUAGAGGGCAAGAUUAUACGAAUGCGACUCGAUUAAUGAAAGCUAUAAGAAAGCAAACCUUCUGAGGAUGUGCUGGAAAAGUACAAACUGAGGAUGGGACGAAUAAUAGAAUUGUUGACCUCAUUGUAUUGCAAAAUGCUAUUCUAAAUAAAAAUACAGGAAAUGUCACAAUAAGUGAUAGUGCUUAUAGCUGAUAUAAUGAAUGCUUUAAUAUUUGAUAUAAGCCUAAAAUAUACUUAUUUGUUAUAAUGAGGAUAUAUAAAACCAUUAGGAACGACACUGCUUCAAAUACUAAAGCCAAUUGUAUAUCCAGGCAAUACCACAACUGUUAGUUUGUUUAGAGUUAUAAAUGGAGAGUGCCCUUUUCCAGAUAAUAAAGUUAGAACUUUUACCAAAGGGCGAUACUUAGUUUUUGGAAUUUCUAUUGCUAUCGGAAUAAGCACGGCAGCUACAACGCUUUAUAUUUGACACAAAUGAUGGAAUAUAAAGGUAGAUCAGCUGACUGAGAAACAGGAAAUGUCUAUUGAAGAUAUUAUGAUUGGAGCUACAGUGAUAAUAGAGCUAUUCCAGGUUUUAGCAAUGGGACCUGACCUUGCUCCUAUUAGUUCUUUGAUUGGAGAUCUAGGAAACAUGGUUUCUUUAGACUUAAAUGAUUUCAUCAGCACUAAAAAUGGAGUUUUUUGGUUUUUUUUGGAUGCUAUUUAUGCGCUUGUUUGUGUAUGGGCUGUUUUGUCAGUAUCUGUAUUACUCCGAAUUGACGAAAGAUUCCCAGCAGUUGGCUUGUUUAGGCUUUUAAAUAAGUCUGCUUAUUUGUUGAUGCCAAUUAUUGGGAAUCUUAUGUUUAUACCUAUAGUGUCGCUGCUUUUAGAUGUUUUUAUAUGUGAUGAAUCAAUUGGAGAAGAUUUUACUGACAGCUUUAUGAUUAAAGACUGCUAUCAAUUUUGUUGGAAAGGCGAGCAUAUUAUAUAUGCUGCAAUUUCUGCAGUUUGCCUUGUAGUUUAUGAGCCAUUAGCUGUAUUUUGUAGGCCGCUAUGACAAGAAUUAGAUCAUUUUGUGCAUGUUAAAUACACACCUUUGCAUUUAAUGGUAAAAACUGUUUUUCAAGUUUCCCUUAUUAUCUUAAACAAAACUGUAAAACGAGCCCAAGAUAUAACGCAUGGAGCUUUGUUUACCCUGAUAGUGAUUAUUUUUGGGAUUUUCGGAUUUAAAAAUCAAUCAUAUAACUAUCCUAGGUUUACUUGGUGGCAUUUUCUAACUAUGGUUGCUGUAUCAUGGUCAUCAUUUAUCACAACAAUUAAUAUAGGGCUUGGCAAAACUACUAGUCCUUUAUGGGUAAUCUUACUGGCUAUCGGGUGGGUUAUAAUAGCUAUGGUUGGCUUAUAUGUCCAAAAGAAAAAAUAUCCAAGCAUGCUGUAUAGAAAGAAUAUAAAAGAUACAAGUACUUUGUUUAAGUUUGCGUUUACAUUUAGCCAAACUCGAACUAAAAUUAUUCCCCUUAAAGAAUUUGAAAAAUAG